GCUUCCGCCACUUGAUGUCCAACAUGGCGGCCUCCAUGGCCAGAGCUUGCCGCUAUGUUAUUCGACAUGGUUACUCUAUUCCGACGACUGUAUGCCUCACACUCCUACGUGGGUUUCACCAAUCUUCCUCUGUUUGUAAUGGGCUCCUCCAUGGGUUAAACAAACGCGGCAUUCUGAAGGACUCUUUCCCCGAGGACGCGGCACACGAUCGGCUCCCCGCCUUGUUGCAGUCGGGUGCUCAGACGGUCUACUGCGGCUUCGACCCUACGGCGGACAGCCUCCACGUCGGCAACCUCCUCGCCCUUAUCGGUCUCCUGCACUUCCGCAACGCCGGCCAUCAUGUGGUCGCUGUGCUCGGAGGGGCCACCGCGCAGAUCGGUGAUCCAAGCGGGAAAACAACGGAGCGAGAGCGGCUGUCCCCAGACGCCGUGAAGGCGAACACCCGCAGCAUCCGGGAGAGUAUCCACAGGAUUUUCACCAACCAUGAACUCAACUUCCAUGACGGUUCAAAGGCGCUGGGAACCGUGACCGUGCUGGACAAUCUCAGCUGGUACAAGGACUGGAACGUGGUCCGUUUCCUCUCGGAGGCCGGGAGACACUUCCGGAUGGGGACCAUGCUGAGCCGCCACAGCGUCCAGUCCAGGCUGCGGAGCGGGGACGGCAUGAGCCUGACCGAGUUCACCUACCAGGUGUUGCAGGCCUACGACUUCUACCACGUCAACCAGAUAUAUGGAUGCAAGAUUCAACUGGGGGGCACGGACCAGCUGGGCAACUUAAUGUCCGGCCAUGACUUCAUCCACAAGGUGAGCGGUGAGGAGGUGUACGGCCUCACCAUCCCACUGGUCACCAGCUCGAUGGGGGACAAGCUGGGCAAGACGGCGGGCAACGCUGUUUGGCUCAACCGUGACAAGACGUCGCCCUUCGAGCUCUACCAGUUUUACCUACGACAGCCCGACGCCAGCGUGGAAUGGUACCUGAAACUGUUCACCUUUCUUCCUCUGGCUGAGGUGGAGAGACUGAUGGAGCAGCAGAGGGAGGAUCCUGCUAAACGUCUGGCCCAUAAACGACUGGCAGCGGAGGUGACAAAGUUGGUGCAUGGGAAGGAGGGUCUCGAGAGCGCCAAGAGAUGCACCAACACUCUGUACCACAGCAGCGUGCAAGCCUUGGAGGAGAUGAGUGACUUGGAGCUGCAGGAGCUCUUCAGAGAGGCUCCCUUCCAUGAACUGCUACUGGAACCCGGGAUCACUGUCAUUGACGCUUGCCGAAGGGUCAGCGCCAUCCCAGAGGGCCCCAAAGGUUAUCGGAUGAUCUCGGAGGGAGCGGUGUGGCUCAACCACAAACGGGCAGACAAACCUGAUCAAGUACUGAUCCCAAAGAUCCACGUCCUGGCCAAUGGACUUACCCUGCUCCGAGUGGGCAAGAAGAACUUCUACAUCAUCAAAUGGCUCGGCCUCUAAAGUGCAAGGACCACUUUACUUGACUGGGAAGGGUGGACCACCUAAGAAGGUGCGUGGAAGUGAUGGAUAAUUUACACAUUUUCCAGCCUAAUUUGUUUAGGUAUAGGUAUUGUACAGAGGUGAUGUUUAUUUUUAUUAACUGUAUUAUUAAAAAAUUAUUUUAUUGUUGAUAUGCUCACGUUUAUCUCCCACUAAACUCUUGCUAGUUGAGCAGCAGGGGGCAGCAUUGUACCAAACAUAAAAUGAUGGUAGUGCUAGGACCUCUUCGAAAUCACUGAAUAUUUAAUGCUAACAUCUUUGUUUGUUUUGAGCAACAAAUGUAGCAUAUAGUGCCUUUGACAUUUCCUAAAUUAAUUCAAGAGAAGGAAUGAGGCCAACAUCUUUUGGUGUUGUUUUAGACUUGUCAUUUUUCUAAGAUGGAUUUAUUUAAAAAGAUGAAUUUUACUGAUAAGAUGUUAUUGUGAACAUCGUUUCAAAAUUUAUUCCAGUAUAGUUUAUGCCAGUUUUUGUCAUAUACUGUGUAUUUGUACAUGUCAAAAUGUAAUUUAUUCCACCAAGGUACCGCAUCCAGAAAAAUCUAAGCAUGCUGAGACCCCAUAAUGAUAAUUCUAAUGAUGUAAAUAGUGUAACAAUUAAUUCACUACAUGCAUCGAUUUAUAUUCCUGUGAUUCAAUUUUUUUAUUCCGAAUGGCAUAUAUCAAUGUAAUAUUGUUUAAAAAGAUAAACAAUCUAUUGAAUCGACACUAGGAAAUAAAGUAUUACACUUACACUCGCGUGUAAGAGAGUGCAGCUACACUCGUUGAUGUACAGCUAACCAGCUAUGUUAUCAUAUGCUAAUUUCUUUUUAAUUUAGGAGUGUCAGUUUGAAAUACCUCGGGUACCAAUGGUGCUCUAUAAGUAAACUUGCCGUGCCUUGCCUGGGAUUGCACGAUUUACUGUAAAGUCAAUAAUUCAUCAUUCCAAGUUAUACCAAGCUCUGUUGAUCCUGAGUUAGUAUUGCAUUUAUGGCAUUUGCAUUUUUACUCAUUGAUCAUUUAUUCAUAAGUAUGUCAGCAAUAUUCAUCAUUUACAUCUGAUUCUGUUACAAAAAAAAAAUUGGAAUCUAGGAGACUUCACCUGCACUGUCCAGUAUCCAGGUAUUUAUUUCACA
Doryrhamphus excisus (bluestripe pipefish) is the source of this 2607-nucleotide messenger RNA. It is a transcript of the gene yars2, whose product is annotated as tyrosyl-tRNA synthetase 2, mitochondrial. Gene Ontology annotation, biological process: tyrosyl-tRNA aminoacylation. The record is from RefSeq and is a predicted model, not a curated record. NCBI's taxonomy places the organism in Eukaryota, Metazoa, Chordata, Actinopteri, Syngnathiformes, Syngnathidae. Gene Ontology annotation, molecular function: ATP binding; tyrosine-tRNA ligase activity; RNA binding. Gene Ontology annotation, cellular component: mitochondrion; cytosol.